GAUGUGAAAGGAGAUGACAUUUUCCAAGUUCUUCAUUUUUUUCUUCUCCUUUCAAAAGGAAGAGGGGGAAAAAAAAGCAAACUUGAACAGAACCCAAUCGAUCACAGAACUCACUUCUUGAAUGUUGAACGCAUCCUCUCCAUCUCCUCUGAUUUCUGCCAAGCCCUAAUCUCAAUCUUGCCUCCUUCUCAUCUUCAACAAUCAAAGACUGCGACUUUACUCAAAUCAGCCAAAAGGUAGGUUUAGAGUUCCUCCUAUCCUUGAAGGUAUUCUUGAAGCAUUUCAUGGCAGGCAAUGGCCUGCCAUCCUUGGGCCGUGUGAAGCUUGCUGAUCUUGUACCUUCCGAAGGGCUCCCUACUGAUGCCUACAAAAUUUCUGUCUCAACCCUGUCACAAUCACUCGUUCAAUAUUCAGCUGCAGUUAUUCAGUUUUCAACUAGCGAUGGGGCUCUUUUGAGGUCUGGUAUAGAUUCUGCUCGCCUCUAUUUCCAUCAAAGAGCACCGUACCCUGCUAGUGAUAUGAUUCACACCAAUGAAACUCGUGAGUGGUGCAAGACGUCUGGUUACUAUGCAGAUCCUCAGUUGUGGCAAGAAACUUAUGAUUACAGACCUGGCCUAACACCCAUUGAACCAAACACAUUGGAAUUACCACCAGCAGGUCUACCAGAUGUAUUUUCUCUUCUGGGAAAAGCUGCUAGGGAUAUCUUGGAUGCCAUCAGUUUCUACCUAAACUUGCGGAGCUCUCCUUUCUCUGAAGUUCUCGAUAAUGUCCCUUUGAGAAAUCGGGAAAUAUCAUCCUCAGUAUUGUCUGUUUGCUGUCAUGCAAGGCCAUCAUUUCAAGGAGCACAACACCCUAAUUUGAUAAAUCAAGAUGAUGGCCAAUCAGUUAUGUUUUCUGACAAUGAUCAGCAGAUUGAUAAAAGCUUAAUAACUCUUAUGAAAUCAGAUAAAGCAGGUUUACAUGUAAGAGACUUCCAAGGCCGAUGGGUUCUUGUGGAUGGAGACCUUGGACCCCAGGAAGCAGUUGUUUUUCCUGGACUUGCACUUUAUCAGGCAACAGCAGGCUAUGUGAAUCCAGCUCUGCUUAAAACGGAGAUCACCAACGUGCAGGAUAACAUGUAUGGAAGGUGUUCAUUGGCUUUCAGGCUCAUGCCUAAGUCAAUGACCAGUCUUAGCUGCUCUGAGAUGAGAGCAGCUGGUCAUGGGGUUGAAGCUCAAUUCCAGCUUCCAGUACCAGUUGAUGAUUUCAUGCAAAGAUCCCACCCAACAGAUCAGCUCCUCAACAGGCAUAGUCUCCAAAGUUUAAACUUCCCUACAGCUCAAGAUGGAUCUAUGAAGCCCUUGAUGAGAAGGAAGAAGAAUAGCUCCAAAUGCAAGCCACUCCCACCUUCCAAAAGGUUGCGCCUUGAAGCCCAAAGAGUUUUGAAGGAGAGAGUUCAGGACAUCGCAGAUAAAAGGGGCAUCAAGCUGAGGUUCUGUACCUUGAAGGAAUGCGAGACUCAUAUUCACUCAUUAGAUAACCCUUGUGCAAAUAUAAGAAUGGAAAUUGGGUGGCCACCAGGAGUUCCAUUUGUCCAUCCCCAUGAUCUACCCAAUAAAGCAAAGGUUGAAUUUCUGAAAGCAUAUGAACCUGGGUGGACGCCAACUAAUGAUACAGAGAAUCCCUCUCCAUAGUUUCUGCUGUGGCCAACCAGCUGCAAGCCUGCAAUUAACUUGUGACCUCCUUGUGAUUGAUCCAGACUAGUUUCCAGCUUUUAACUGGCGAUGCCGCAUGAUAUAGUGACCGCUCCUUCAGAAUUUUAUCUUUGCAUCCUGAGUUUUAUUGCUGCUCUUGGGGCCUCAGGAAUGCAACUUAAAUUAUGAUUAAAGCUCUGAUGGAGAUCUCAAUGAUGGAGCCGGAUUGUCAUGAAUGGCUCGGCUCAAGACUAGUUUUUUUUCUUGUUCAUUAUUUCUGUACAAAUGUUCCUUCAAAAUAACGUGUAAUUUAGCUUCAUAUGACUGGAAGAGUCAUUUCAUGAUGCAUUUACUGCCCUUUGGCGAGCUUAUAGGGAUUCAUGUGACAAAUAACUGGAGGGGCAUUCUCUUGUUUUGCUUUUUUCCUUUGCCUUUUUAGGUACUCCUUAAUUGGUCUUUGAAAAGUGAGGCUACGGUUUCGAUGGUGGCAAAGCCCUUCGUUUGA
Syzygium oleosum is the source of this 2178-nucleotide messenger RNA. RefSeq lists its product as uncharacterized. The record is from RefSeq and is a predicted model, not a curated record. NCBI's taxonomy places the organism in Eukaryota, Viridiplantae, Streptophyta, Magnoliopsida, Myrtales, Myrtaceae. Bases 285 to 1673 code for a protein of 462 amino acids. The transcript has 4 exons.